Molecule: messenger RNA, 3070 nt
Organism: Sitophilus oryzae (rice weevil)
Lineage: Eukaryota; Metazoa; Arthropoda; Insecta; Coleoptera; Curculionidae
Product: protein spinster-like
Exons: 10
Coding region: 1-1269 (422 amino acids)
Biological process (GO): transmembrane transport
Cellular component (GO): membrane
Molecular function (GO): transmembrane transporter activity
Source: RefSeq, a predicted model, not a curated record
AUGGGACAGAUGUUUGACGAGUAUAGUGCCCUUUUUAUAGCGAGGGAUAUGUUAGCAGAUAUACAAAAAGAUCUGAACAUUAACAAUGAUCAAGGUGGGCUUCUACAGACUGCCUUCAUCGUAUUCUAUAUGGCCUUUGGUCCACUGUUUGGAUUUUUGGGUGACAGAUACAGCAGGAAAUACCUGAUGGCGUUCGGUGUGUUUUUGUGGAGUCUAACCACCCUGGCUGGUUCUUUUAUGACUAACUAUUGGUGGUUCCUACUCUUUCGGGCGAUGGUUGGCAUAGGAGAGGCCAGCUAUUCUACCAUAGCUCCUACUAUACUCAGCGAUCUCUUCGUUGGAGAUAUGCGUUCAAAAAUGUUGGCAUUAUUCUAUUUUGCCAUCCCUGUAGGAAGUGGUUUGGGCUACAUAGUGGGAGCAGAAACUGCCAAACUUUUCGGCAAAUGGCACUGGGCCCUAAGGGUGACCCCUGGCCUAGGGGCUAUCGCCGUUGUAGUCAUCGUUUUCUUCCUCAAAGAACCGGAAAGAGGAGCUAGUGAAGGGAGUGGUCACAUGGAGGCCACUUCUUGGAGAAGAUACUGUUAUAUUGUCAAAAGUAAUAAGAGUUUUAUGCUGUCCACUGCUGGAUUCACGUGCGUGGCCUUCGUAGCCGGUGCUUUGUCAUGGUGGGGUCCAAAAUACAUUGAAAUGGGCUCAGCACUUCAAGGAAAUUAUCAAACGGAUACAAGAGGAGGAAUGCUAUUGUCCUGUCCUUUCGUGUUCAUAGCCAUCUUCAUGGCUAGAUACUCCACCGGAGCAUGUUUCGCGCUGGUCUUCUUUGGAGAACUGUUCCUGAAUCUCACCUGGGCCAUAGUGGCCGACAUCCUAUUGGUAAGUAUUUGUACAAGGAGAUCGACAGCUGAAGGCUUCCAGUUGCUCAUGUCCCAUGCAUUGGGUGAUGCAGGUAGCCCUUACUUAGUAGGAGUGCUAUCAGAAGCCUUCGCUAUCAUGCUCACCAAACAUGACAGUUCGAGUUCGACGAAUAGCACGUUAACAACAACUAUAUCUCCAUCGCCCACGGAUGAAGUUAGUUUUAAGUCGUUACAGUACGCUUUGUUCAUCACGUGUUUCGUGGAGAUUCUUGGAGGGUUCUUCUUCCUCCUCAACGCCUUCUAUUUGGUGGAGGACAGAGAAAAGGCUGAACAAGCGAUUCAUGCUGGAACUGUCCAGGCACGUCAAACCAAUUCUACCGACCCAUUGGCCGUGGAUAAGAGCACUGAAAAUUUGUAAACACGGAAUCCCCUACUCAUAAACGAGGACCAACAGUCUUCGUAACGAUGCGUCACAUUCUCUUAAGACUCGACGAGAAUAUACGUCAACUUUUUUAGACUAAACGUGUGGGUAAAAAUGUGUUGUGUAAUUUAUUUAUGAAAGUGUUUCGUGUGAGUCCAGUAAGUCCAGAGAGCUUAGUGUAGUGCAUACUUUAUUUAUUUGACUGUUUUAGAAAUAACUUUUAGUGUUAUAACAGAAAAUUACAACAAAUACACCAAAACACUUUAUUUUAGGCAGUUUCAACUAUAGGCACUCGGUUGGUAUUGUUACCGAGUGUAACAGUAAAUUACAGUAAGUAGGACAGUAGAGAGCUGGAAUGAAUAUAAAACAGAUAUCUCUGUUUAUAUUCUAUUUAUCUUUAUUUAUUUUUAUGUUCUCGCAAAUGUCUUAACUGCCUGUAAUUUUGUACAUGGUAAUUUUUUGUCUAAAACAGUGGAGAAAAUUGCUUUCAAAAUAUAAAACAAAGUGUUCUACUGUAUUGUGAUAGAUUUUUGUAAUUUUCUGUUUGGCUGUUAGAAAACUUGGAGAGUUUUUACAAUGAAUUUUGAGAAUUUUAUACCGAGUGUGGAGUUUGAGACAAGUAGUCUGAUAUUUAAUAUAAAUCAAUUAUUUUGUACAGAGAGGUCAACAAGUUCUAACCUACAAAUAGUAAGCUUUAUUUUUUAUCAGUUAAUCAAAAUAUUUCUUUUUAACAGGUGAUUUUUACUAAUUUCUUGCCCUGGUAAUCAUUCGAAUCAUGUGCUAUCAUCACUGCCAUUUCAUAUAAAAUUAUUAAAUUGUUAAUAACGAAAAUUUUUGUUAGGGUUGUCAAUCAAGAUACUUUUAUAUCUCAAUUUUAUUAUAAAGGAAGCUUUUUUGAGGUUUAAAAAAAACAUGUAAGAUGUGUAUUAUUAAAAUUUUGCUGAGAUUUUAUAUAGAUGUCCCAUAUUUUUUCCUAUAUAUAAAUAAAUAUUAUAUAGCUUUGUUACUAGAGCUUUGUACCUACGGGUAAAUUAGAGAUAACUGUACUUAUCAGUGUUUAUACCUAAUCACAAUAUAGCACAUUUUAUAAGAGACUUAUAAUAGAUUUUUUACUGGUGGUAACUUACCCACUGUUAUGAAUUAGAGAUAUAAAAGAGCAGAACUGGCAAUAAAACGUGCAAGAAAGAUAGCUAUAAUCUUUUAUAGUUCCACACCAAUCAUCAAUUUUAGGGUGUGUCUGGGAUCAGUUCAUUUUGUCCAGAAAAUUUCAAGUACGUUCCGAAAUUAGAAAUUUGAGUGCGUUCCGACUUUAUUAACUUCAAAUAGGUAUAUCUGGUAUUAUAACCACAAAAGUGAAAUGACAGUUACUAGAAACAAUGUAAAGUUGAAUUUUUUUACACGUGUUCUUGCCAAUCUGUUUCUUAUAAUAUCUCUAUUAUACAAACUACCACUGUAUUGCAAGGUACUAAAACCCAGUACUUUGUAAAAAUACCACAAUUGAAAAAAAAAUUACGUCAAGGAUCCCUGGGAAAACGAAGCCAUCCCAUUCCAAGCCUACUUGACGCCGUUUUUUUUCGAUCGUAUGGUAUUAAAAUAGGCUUUACGGUAUUAUAUUAAUUAUAAUUAUUGUAGAAUACAUCGUAUGCCGAGAAGACUGAAUAUUUUACUUUAUAAUAUUGAAAAGGAAACAGCCCGUAUUAAUUUAGCUUGUGAGAAUCUAUUUAUGUUAUUUUUAAGACAAUUUUUUUGAAAAAAAUUGUAUUUUACAAGAAUAUAUUGAAAUUAAAAUUUAAUUUAA